Medioppia subpectinata is the source of this 1070-nucleotide messenger RNA. The record is from the annotation of a GenBank genome assembly. NCBI's taxonomy places the organism in Eukaryota, Metazoa, Arthropoda, Arachnida, Sarcoptiformes, Oppiidae.
AUGUGUUUGACGUCAAGCGUCGGCAAAAAGUACACCAAAAUAGCGAUCAUUUUGACGGCGAUUUGCGGCACAAGUCUUAUCGUACACUCGCUAUCAAACGGCGGACACAACCAUACGGUCGACGCCGGCGAUACAGUCGGAGCCCGUUUAGCCGACAAUGAGUUGGUGGCCAUCGGCGGUGCAGUUGAUCCACAGCUGGUGUUCGCCGCCGACGAGAUGGGCCGCAACGCCACGGGCUAUGACCGGGAAAUUGUGCCAAAUGUUGUCCAUUACGUGGUGUUGGACAACAUGUACAUCAAUUUUGUGCAUUUCCUGUCCAUUAAGUCUGUGCUGAGAAACCAAAGACCGGAUCAGAUAGUGAUUCACUGCAAUUGCGAUGACUUGAGGGGCAGGUAUUGGACGCAACUCUUGACUGACGCGCCGCGAGUGAUACGCGUCCGACGGCUCCCCAAACCGACCGCUAUUUUUGGCAAAAAGUUGUCCUCGAUUUACCACUCGGCGGACAUCGCGCGGCUGCAAGUGAUGACUAGUUUUGGCGGCAUUUAUCUCGACAACGAUGUCUUUGUGGUGAAGAGUUUGGACCCGUUUCGCAGGUUUGAGUUCACCAUCGGUUGGCCGCCCGGACAGUUCAUCGGCAAUCAGGUGCUGAUUGGCCACAAAAACGCCCGCUUCUCGCACUUGUGGUACGAGUCUUACCGUAAAUACCGUAAAAACCGCUGGUAUUUCAACGCCGGAGAGUUGCCGACAAACGAUAUACUGCUGCCGAAGCCAUGGCUCGUCCAUCGGGUGGACCACGCGUUCGGUGUUCACAACUUAUGUCUAAUGCUUUACAACCAGACCUAUCCGUUGUGGGAGAAGGACUACUUCGCCGUUCACCUACUGGCCAGACAUCGGGACUAUUUGGUGCCACAAGACUUCAAACAUCUCAAAAUGUUUGAUGAGAACAAUAUUAAGACAUAUAACAAGACUUUUGGCCAAAUGGCCCGACUUGUGCUCUACGGCACCAAACACUUGAUUGACAACACUAUUGGUUGACUACCCGAUGAUCUCAAGACACCAUUCAUGUCGUU